AUGUGAAUAAACAUGAAUUUCUGUAUUGUUGCAGUGUGUGUGGUCAUAGUGUAUAUCCGACCAUCCCAUUUUACUGUAUGACAAAGUUCGCCAUCACGGCCAUGACUGAAGGACUGAGGAGGGAGUUGAGGGAGAUGAAGUCACACAUCAGAGCGACGUGUAUUUCUCCUGGAUUGGUGGAGACAGAGUUUGCUGUACGCCAGAAUAAAGAUGACCCACAAAAGGCUCGAGAUCAAUAUGCCAGUAUUGAGUGCCUGCAAGCCAAGGACAUUGCUGAUACAGUUCUGUAUGUGUUGGGUGCCCCACCACAUGUGGAGAUUAAUGACAUUUGGAUGAGGCCAACAGAGCAGACUAAUUAACAGACAAGGAUCUGCCAAAUGGAUGAUAUAUAUGUAGAUAAUCCCCAAACAUGUAUGAAGUGUUAGAUUAGUUAGAAUGGUUUAGCCCCCCUCACCAAUGGAACAGUCGACGCAUGCGCACUGGGCCCUUGGGGCAACUCCGGUUUGAGACCUACAGGGAGUGAAAACACGUUGUCAUCUACG
Branchiostoma floridae (Florida lancelet) is the source of this 542-nucleotide messenger RNA. RefSeq names its product dehydrogenase/reductase SDR family member 11-like. The transcript is spliced from 5 exons. The record is from RefSeq and is a predicted model, not a curated record. Lineage: Eukaryota; Metazoa; Chordata; Leptocardii; Amphioxiformes; Branchiostomatidae. The coding region runs from base 78 to 359 and encodes 93 amino acids.